GGGGGGCUGCCUCCUAGUGGAGCGGUGGCAGGGACGGGGGCAAAGCCAUUCCUAGGCAGGGGCUUUCUGGGGUCCAGCCCCAGAAAGGAGGACGGAGGAGGAGGAGGGGCCCCAGCCCUGCCCCGUCCUGGCGGACGCCCUGGCCAACAGCAGAAUUUCCUGCUAGUUCCCACGACCCCCUGGAAUGGCCGGUGCUGGAAGAAGCAGACCUACGCUGGGCCAGAUGCUGCAAGGGAGGCGUCCUUGGGGUGAGGAAGGCGGCGAAGGGGUGUGGGGAACCCCACGUGAGCAAGGGCAGGGUAGACUCCCUCAGCACGCUGCGGUUUAGCAGAGGAGCUCAGGGACAAGAUGCAGGGUGGAGGGGGUGGCGAGGCUUUCCUCAGCCGGGGCCUGCCAAGGGCAGUGUCGGGGACCCGGCACCACCCAUUUCCAGGACCAAGGAAGGUGGCUGGCGGACUGAGGGCCUACCACCCUGGGGUCGGGUGGCUAGGGGCAGGGGGUGGCUCCACUGGCCUGGGGGGGGGGGGUGGGGAGAGGCUGGGGCAUGUCCUGAGGGGGAGCAGAGAGCCUUUGAUGGGUUUUAAGAGGGGUGGGGUUAUUAGGGUUGCCUUUUCCCGAAAUCCAUUAGGAGGUUAGUCUGGGGCUAACCGUGGCUGGGGGCCUGUCGGGACGCUGUGGCCUGAGCACGUCCUUCUUCUGGUCUCGGCUUCAACAAACACCCCCAAACCCCACUCCUGCUCCUCUGCACCGGGGGCCCAGAUCUAUGCCUUCUACCCCACACCCACACCCCAACUCCGUGCCUCUCUGCCCUCCGGAGCCUAGCGACCGAUCACGGGUAACAGUGAGAAGCCAGCCGUCCCCGGCAGGGAGUCCAGCACGAUGAACACAGACAGAGCCAACAGCCAUGCCGCCGCUGUGGGGGAGCAGCCAGCACUGCCGGGACCCCGGAAGCAGCCCUCCACUCCUGGGUCCUCUCUCCCUCUCUCCCUCCCGCAGUGUCCAUGGGUCAAUCCCCAGGUCUGGGUGUCUUCCUCCCGGGAGAUUACUGAGCCUGAGCCCGGGAGCCAUGGAGGCCGCUCUGCUCCUGAACGUGGAGGGCGUCAAGAAAACCAUUCUACACGGAGGGACCGGGGAGCUCCCAAACUUCAUCACGGGGUCCCGGGUGAUCUUCCAUUUCCGCACCACGAAAUGCGACGAGGACCGGACAGUGAUUGACGACAGCAAGCGUGUGGGCCACCCCAUGCACAUCAUCAUCGGGAACAUGUUCAAGCUGGAGGUCUGGGAAGUCCUGCUGACGUCCAUGCGGGUCGGCGAGGUGGCCGAGUUCUGGUGUGACGCCAUCCACACAGGGGUCUACCCCAUCCUGUCCCGGAGCCUGCGGCAGGUGGCGGAGGGCAAGGACCCCACGGAGUGGCACGUACACACGUGUGGGCUGGCCAACAUGUUCGCCUACCACACGCUGGGCUACGAGGACCUGGACGAGCUACAGAAGGAGCCACAGCCUCUGAUCUUCGUGAUAGAGCUGCUGCAGGUGGAGGCCCCGAGCGAGUACCAGCGGGAGACGUGGAGCCUGAACAACCAGGAGAAGAUGCAGGCGGUGCCCAUCCUCCACGGAGAAGGGAACCGGCUCUUCAAACUGGGCCGCUACGACGAAGCCUCCAGCAAGUACCAGGAAGCCAUCGUCUGCCUGAGGAACCUGCAGACCAAGGAGAAGCCCUGGGAGGUGCAGUGGCUGAAGCUGGAGAAGAUGGUCAACACCCUGAUCCUCAACUACUGCCAGUGUCUGCUCAAGAAGGAGGAAUACUACGAGGUGCUGGAGCACACGAGCGACAUCCUGCGGCUGCACCCAGGGAUCGUGAAGGCCUACUACGUGCGGGCCCGGGCUCACGCUGAGGUGUGGAAUGAGGCGGAGGCCAGGGCGGACCUUCAGAAAGUGCUGGAGCUGGAACCAUCCAUGGGGAAGGCGGUGCGCAGGGAGCUGAGGCUUUUGGAAAACCGCCUGGAGGAGAAGCGGGAGGAAGAGCGGCUCCGCUGCCGGAACAUGCUGGGCUAGGGUGCGGAGUGGGCCUGCCCGGCCUCCCCUGGGUACUUCUGCAGCUGCGCACACUUCCUGUAGAACGCUCUCUCAAGUCCAUGCCACUCCCUUCUGGGCAGGACAACCACUGGAACUUUACUG
Mustela lutreola (European mink) is the source of this 2176-nucleotide messenger RNA. It is a transcript of the gene AIPL1, whose product is annotated as aryl hydrocarbon receptor interacting protein like 1. The record is from RefSeq and is a predicted model, not a curated record. Lineage: Eukaryota; Metazoa; Chordata; Mammalia; Carnivora; Mustelidae. The transcript is spliced from 7 exons. Gene Ontology annotation, molecular function: peptidyl-prolyl cis-trans isomerase activity; protein binding. The coding region runs from base 905 to 2053 and encodes 382 amino acids.